Molecule: messenger RNA, 1409 nt
Organism: Solanum dulcamara
Lineage: Eukaryota; Viridiplantae; Streptophyta; Magnoliopsida; Solanales; Solanaceae
Product: GATA transcription factor 11-like
Exons: 3
Coding region: 140-1144 (334 amino acids)
Biological process (GO): regulation of DNA-templated transcription
Molecular function (GO): zinc ion binding; sequence-specific DNA binding
Source: RefSeq, a predicted model, not a curated record
UUUUUUUCCUCUAUCUAUAUCCUCUCUUUCUUACCCUAUCUUUUUUGUUAUUCCUCUCUUCUCUACAAAAACCUCUUCUUUAACCUUCAAUGGCUUUCUCAAGGGUUUAAGAGUUAUUUUUGUUCCAAAUAAGAAGAAGAUGACUAUGGUUGAGCAUGGUGGUUAUAUGGAUGGAAUUCCUACUGGUCCUAUUGUUGAUGACGACUUUGAUGACAUACUCAAUUUCUUGGAUAUGCCCAUGGAAAGUUUGGAAGAAGAUGGACUAGGUGGUGUAGAGUGGGAUGGUAGUGACUCCAAGGAUUUUGGACCAAUCCCUACAGAUGCUCUAAUGGAUUUUCCGCCCAUGCCUCAAGGCAACAUUGGCAAUCGUCAGGUGAAUGCGGUGGCAAAAUCAGAUCCUCCUAUCAAAUUUACCGAGGUCCAAGGGACUGGUACAUUCCAGACACAGAGUCCAGUUUCAGUUCUUGAAGGCAGCAACUCCUGCUCUGGUGGAAAGAGUAUACCCAUCAAACAUGACACUCUCAUUCCCGUACGUCCUCGCUCCAAGCGUGCACGACCUUCAGCUGUUAAUCCAUGGGUUUUGAUGGCUCCGAUAUCUUCUACAAGAGUUGCAUCCAAGAAGAUUUAUGAUGCCAGAAAGACGAAAGAGAAGAGGAGAAGAUUGUCACUGCUAUCUGGUGCCAAGGAAUCAAUGAGAAACUAUGUUCAACAGAUCAAUGAUACUGCACUACCGAUACCAGAUGUUUCCAAGAAGAAGGUAACCUCCACACAACAGUCUAGUUUUGUCAAAAAAUGCACACAUUGUGAAGUCACAAAGACACCUCAGUGGAGAGAAGGACCAUUGGGGCCAAAGACACUAUGCAAUGCUUGUGGAGUUCGCUACCGUUCAGGGCGUCUAUUCCCAGAGUAUCGACCUGCUGCUAGUCCUACAUUUGUUCCAUCUGUGCACUCAAACUCUCACAGGAAAGUCGUUGAGAUGAGGAAAAAGUUUCUGUAUGGAACAGCUGAAGCUGAGGAACCUCACAAGGUGAUCAUGGGAAGAAAGACUGAAGCUUUGCCAGAACCAACUAUUGUUGCUGACCCUCCGAUGUCACCGGUGCCAGAGUUUGUUCCUAUGAGUAGUUAUUUGUUUGAUGUAUACUGAAGAGAUGAUUAUACUUUUAGUUAGGAGCUUAAUCUAGUUUAUUGUUAAAUUUUCGACGGGAGGCACAGGUGGUUCUGGUGGUAUGGUUGCUACUCCUGCUUUAAGAGGUUAAUGUACAAAAUGUUGAAUCUUUAGGGUGUCUAGGCUUAGAUAUUUGAUUGGAGGUUUAGAAGGAAAAGCUUUGAGUCAAUGUUUGAUGAAAAGCAAAGAUCCUCUGAUGUAAAAACUGAACUAGAUAUAGUAAGAUGGUUAGAUUUCUUUUUUA